Messenger RNA from Metschnikowia bicuspidata var. bicuspidata NRRL YB-4993, 1600 nucleotides. RefSeq lists its product as uncharacterized. The transcript has a single exon. Lineage: Eukaryota; Fungi; Ascomycota; Pichiomycetes; Serinales; Metschnikowiaceae. The coding region runs from base 500 to 1309 and encodes 269 amino acids. The record is from RefSeq and is a predicted model, not a curated record.
AAUAUUCUCCUGGGUCACGUACACGCAUGAAUAGAAAAUAAGUCGAUUGACUUGUGAUUAUACAUCCGCACAUUCCACAAGGUUGUAUUAAAAAGUAUGAACAUGAGUCCACAAGACCCAAAUUUGAAGCUCGGUUCUGUUCAAGGGUCUUAUGUUGACAGACCCAAUGCCAUUUCCAAAUUUUGAGGUACCGCAUCUUCGUGAAACUCAAAUGUGUUUGAAACGAUGUCUGCUUCAGUUGGAAUUUUCUAGACUUAAAAUCGAUCCUAGAACCACAAAAAUAAAACAUCUAGUUCAGAGGUCACUUUCUAAAGCUUCAGGAGCCUCUCAAGAGGUGUCUUUCGCUUUGGGGCCCUUCACAGAGACCGGCAUGCUCCACAAGAGGUGAUACACUAUUGCAGAAAAAGUAUUAUUAAACCCGUGCACCCACACUGCAAGUAUUCGCAAGACUCAGUCACCAUUUAAUCUCGCCUUUAUGCUAUCUGAAAAAGAAGUCGGUAUGGCUAUUAUGAAAUUUAUAUACGCAGCAGUACUUGCAGCAUCAGUAGCUUCAGCGUUUGACUGUUCUGUCAAAGAAUUAUCGCAGUACAACUUCCAGUCCAUAAGGGGCGAAUACUCAGACACAAUUACGAAAAGUACACCACCAUCAAAAAGUGUGUUCACAUGGAGCAUUGGAGUCUGUCAAAAUAUUGAAAAACAUGCGGAUUGCCCCAAAAAUUCAGAUGUUUGUGGCACCACUAGGAUCCAAGUUGAGGAUAAGGAUGUGUUAUCUGAAGUGAUAGGCUUCAACUCCAAUCUACAAAAAGAAUACAUUCCCUUUGGAAGUGACAGCAACGAUCAGGAAUCGGGUGUCAACAUUACGUACAGAGGCGUGAACUGGGGCGAUCUGUUGGUGGACGGGACAAUCAAAUUCGUAUGUACCACUAAGGGUGAUACUGACGAGAACAAACUUAAACUUAUCGGCUGGAACGGCGCUUUGUUUGAAGGCGAGUUCCGCUCUCCAGCUGCAUGCAUAAAUUCCAACAAGGGUAACAAACUGCCACCAAAAGAAAACAAAGGAAAUGAUAAUGGAGAAUCGUGGGGUUGGUUUACGUGGCUUUUUAUCUUCAUGGUGUUGUUUUUGAGCAUCUACAUAAUUGGCGGUGCUUGGUUCCAAUACAACAAAGGAAACUCAAUUGAUUUUCAGUCAGCUUUAAAGGAGGUGUUGGAAAACUUUGUCGAUCUUUUGAGAGGAUUGCCUGCUUUCGUCAAGGAGGUUGUGGAGAAGGUCACAGGCAACUCGAACAGGGGUGAAUAUAGUGCGGUUUGAAAAGCUCUUGCCUGAUAGAGAAUUUUGCACUUUUGCACCCAAAAGAAUCUGAUUACAAGGAGAGCGAUCAAUCUUUUGUUAAUUUAUUAAUGAGACAUUCGAAGUACCUGCUCGUAUGCGCGACAGUUUCAGGUGAACCAUGUCUAGUAAAAGUCGGCGAUAGUAGUCAACAACACUUUAUAACCUUUGAUUGCAAAUACUGUAAAAAUUUAACAACAGAGGCAGUACUGACUAUAUGACGUGUUUCAGUUGCCAUAAAUAUUUUUAUUGUCAUGAAAUGAUGUACCUGUC